Molecule: messenger RNA, 1119 nt
Organism: Elephantulus edwardii (Cape elephant shrew)
Lineage: Eukaryota; Metazoa; Chordata; Mammalia; Macroscelidea; Macroscelididae
Gene: TPM3
Product: tropomyosin 3
Exons: 10
Coding region: 79-936 (285 amino acids)
Biological process (GO): actin filament organization; muscle contraction
Cellular component (GO): actin filament
Molecular function (GO): actin filament binding
Source: RefSeq, a predicted model, not a curated record
CUCAUGCAGCAGUGCCUCCUUUCUUGACCUACUCUCCAGUUCUCCAGUGCUCACAGGUGAGCCCAACAGUUACUGCUCAUGAUGGAGGCCAUCAAGAAAAAGAUGCAGAUGCUGAAACUGGACAAGGAGAAUGCUUUGGAUCGGGCAGAGCAAGCGGAAGCUGAGCAGAAACAGGCAGAAGAAAGAAGUAAACAGCUGGAAGAUGAGCUAGCAGCCAUGCAGAAGAAGCUGAAAGGGACAGAGGAUGAGCUGGACAAGUAUUCUGAGGCUUUGAAGGAUGCCCAGGAGAAGCUGGAGCUGGCUGAGAAGAAAGCAGCUGAUGCUGAGGCUGAGGUGGCCUCCUUGAACCGCAGGAUCCAGCUGGUUGAAGAGGAGCUGGACCGAGCUCAGGAACGCCUGGCCACUGCCCUGCAAAAGCUGGAGGAGGCAGAAAAGGCUGCUGAUGAGAGUGAGAGAGGUAUGAAGGUUAUUGAAAACCGGGCCUUAAAAGAUGAAGAAAAGAUGGAACUCCAGGAAAUCCAGCUCAAAGAAGCUAAGCACAUUGCAGAAGAAGCAGAUCGGAAGUACGAGGAGGUGGCUCGUAAGUUGGUGAUUAUUGAAGGGGACUUGGAGCGUACAGAGGAACGAGCUGAGCUGGCAGAGUCUAAGUGUUCUGAGCUGGAGGAGGAGCUGAAGAAUGUCACCAACAACCUCAAGUCUCUUGAGGCUCAGGCGGAGAAGUACUCUCAAAAAGAAGACAAAUAUGAGGAAGAGAUAAAGAUUCUUACGGAUAAACUUAAGGAGGCAGAGACACGUGCUGAAUUUGCUGAGAGAUCAGUAGCCAAGCUGGAAAAGACAAUUGAUGAUUUGGAAGAUGAACUCUAUGCCCAGAAACUGAAGUACAAGGCCAUUAGCGAGGAGCUGGACCACGCCCUCAAUGACAUGACCUCUAUAUAACAAUCACCGUUUCUGCCCUGUUCUGGAUCUGCCCCCCUUGCUUCGGGGGACCCAACACCCCACUCUCACUCUGGAUUCCAUUUGGGCCAGCCUAGCUGGUCCCCAAGGCGUUAAAAUGAGUUGGGGACACAAAACAAUUUGUGUUCUCUUCCAUCCACCCUAAAUUAAAAUGUUAAGCUGCCA